This is a messenger RNA of Molossus molossus (Pallas's mastiff bat), 3718 nucleotides long. It is a transcript of the gene CARD6, whose product is annotated as caspase recruitment domain family member 6. Bases 10 to 3141 code for a protein of 1043 amino acids. The transcript is spliced from 4 exons. Gene Ontology annotation, biological process: regulation of apoptotic process. The record is from RefSeq and is a predicted model, not a curated record. Lineage: Eukaryota; Metazoa; Chordata; Mammalia; Chiroptera; Molossidae.
ACAGGAACAAUGGCCACUGGGAGCCGUCCCUCCGAGGUGAUAGAGAGAGAACGAAAAAAGUUACUGGAAAUCCUCCAGCAAGAUCUCGAUUCCAUCUUAGAUUCGUUAACCUCUCGGAGGCUGAUUUCUGAGGACGAGUAUGAGACUCUGGAGGGUAUUCCAGAUCCUCUGAAGAAAAGUCGGAAGCUGUUGAUUUUGGUCCAGAAAAAGGGAGAAGACAGUUGUCAGCAUUUUCUCAAAUGUUUAUUUAGUACUUUUCCGGAGUCAGAGACGAUUUGGGGCUUAAGGCACGAAUUUUUAAGACAUGAGAAUAUAGAACCUCCUCCAUCCACAGCGGUGAGCAAGAGUCCUGAGGGUCUGUUUUCCCCAGCAGAGAAACAGCCUGAGAAUUCUGAGAUCACAGUGUGCUUCGAAGAGACAGAACACGCGGAUUUGGAAACCUCUGAGAUGUGCAUGGACAAGAAAACUAGUCAUAGGGAAAAGGCUUGGUCCCCAAGGGAAGACGAGAAGGAACACGGCACCCCAGCAGUCCCGAUGCCACGUUCGGUGGAGAGUGCUGACUAUGACGUUUCAGAAACCACUGAUUAUUUACAGGACGGACAGAGAUAUGAUGAGCCCGAUGACUCUUUAUACUUAGGACAAGAGGACUAUCUAGAAUUGGUUGUAUACUCCGAAGACGAAGGAAGCCCUGCAGAGGAAGAGGAGGAUGAUGACCCAGAGGACCUUGUCUAUGAUGGCGAAGAGGACCCUGCGUAUUCAGAAACCACGGAGUUCUCUGGUGAAGAACAGAGCUAUGAUGACUCAGAAACUGGCAUGUCAUUGGAGGAAAAGGAGGAGAAAAGUAUGGAAGAAAGAAAAAAGGUGUUUCAAGAUGUCCUGUCGUGUUUGAACCUGGAUAGGAGCAGAAAGCUUCUGCCCGACUCUGUUAAACAGUUCUCCUUGGAUCGAGGAUGUGAGUGGACACCCGCAACUCCGGGAGACUUAGCCUGGAACUUCCUGGUGAAAAUUCAAGCACUGGAUGUGACGGCCGGAGACUCGAGCCUUCGACACGAGGUUCUGUGUGAGGACAGCAAAGGGGACUUGCCAAGUGGAGCAGAGAAUCUGGAAACGAGGGACAUCCCCACCGUGCACCCCCUGGACGUGCUUUGCGCGUCUCUGCUGUGCGCAGACAGCUCCCUGCAGCACCUGGUCAUGUCGGGCCUGCAUCGAUGCCGGUCUGCUCUCCCCCUGCUGCUGCCAGACGCAGAGAACAGCAGAGCCAUCCUGCUGCUGGGGGCCAUGCAGGACCUUGUGAAGGAGCAGCCAGCGCAGCCUUCAGGAGGCCCGGCGGGGGAAGCCGGAAGGUCUCUGGCUCUCAUGAAGACGCCUGUUAUCUCUUUUGUGCGUCUAGGAGACUGUAGCUUCUCCAAGUCCAGAAUCCUCAACACACUGCUCAGCCCUGCCGGCUCGAAGCCACACCAAAUCUUCCUCCACCAGGACCGGCCUGUUCCGGCGCCUCCCCGGCGGAUCUCCGACGGCCUGGUGCAGGUAGCGUGGUGCUUUCCUGCCGGCCACAGUCCCGAGGCGGACCCUUGUGUUUUCCAAGAGCCUGUCGCUGUGGCCAACCUUCGUGGAGAUCUAGAAAGCUUUUGGACGCAGUUUGGUUUCCUGAUGGAAGUUUCCUCUGCGGUGUUUUUUUUCACUGACUGCCUGGGUGAGAGGGAGUGGGACCUGCUCAUGUUUCUAGGAGAGGCUGCCAUCGAAAGAUGCUACUUCGUCCUCGGUCCCCAGGCCAGGGAGAGUGAAGAGGCUCAGAUUUUCCAGACGAUUCUGAAGUUGAAGCCAUCACAGCUACUGUUUUGGGAAGAAGAAGGAGCUGAGGAGAAAGGGAGGAACAUGAAGGGCCUCUGUGCUGCCCUCAAAGAAGUAAUGUCCUUGUCACUCAGACGUGUGUCUGUGGAGGACAUGGCCUCCCUGGCCAGGGAGUUGGGGAUCCAGGUAGACCAAGACUUUAAGGACAUUGAAGGAAUUCAAGUUUCCCCGGGUGAAGACGUGGCUGGAGCAGUUGAAGGUGAGGGACAGCAGAGACACAGGCAGCCAGAAGGCCCCUCUGCGGGCCCCGCGGGGGAGCCUGGGAGGGAGCCUGGGAGGGAGCCUGCAGCCGCAGGCCAGAUUCGUCAGGACGUCCACCUGCCCCCCGGGCCCAGGCCUUCUGUGCAAAACCCCGGUCCUUUCCCAGUCGGACUUGGAGACCACUUGAACCGCGUUCCUUGGGAAGCCCCUUGGAUGAUGCACUUCCACUUUGGGUCAGAGCAGAAGUCUAAGUGGUUCUGUCCUCCACCCUUUCAGAAGUCAGGGGUCCGUCGUCAAGGUAAAAGUUGUGGGGUUCAGUACUUCCAACCCCAGAGAUUUUGUUCCGGUGAAAGGUUUAUGAAAUUUUCGAGGCCUGCUCGGGGACGUCACGGUGAUGGCCUGCUUGGGAGUCCACCAAAACCCUUUUGUCAGCGGGCACAGGCCUGGCCGGGCAGGUGGCAGACAAGGGCAGCUUGCGAAACGCCUGCCACAGUGGUCUCCCAGCUAGUUCACUUCCAUUCACAGCCAUCAGGACCAGCCGGGAAGCCACAGCCUCGGCAAGGCCAGGCCCAGGGAGCACCACCGCCGAAGGCAACCGGAAAACCGGUGAGAACAACACCUCACACUGUGAAUCCUCACUCUGGAGCCUUUCAGCCAGCAGGAGUCAUGCAAAGACCCCCCAGGCCCCCCUUUCAACAGGGAUUCAAGCCGAAGAUACAAGGUGGUCCUUUAAAUCCAGCUGGCCUAAUGGGACCUCACCCCAUGUCUAACAACAGAUUUGUACCCAGCUCUCCGUUCAUUCAGCCCAAGCCCUUCCAGGGCAAGCACCCCCAGCCCAAACCCUCCCAACCUGGGCCCUCCCAACCCAAACCCAUGCAGACAAAACCCACUCAGCCCCAGCCCUCCCCAGCUAGAGGCUCUCCGUCCAAACCCACACAGGCCCAGCCCCCCCAACCAUGCCCCCCCCAGUCCUUGCAGUCUAGGCCUGCGCAGCCCCGACCUCCUCAGCCCCAGUCAUCGCAGACCAGACGUUCGCAGGCUAAGGCGUCCUACUCCAGAGCAGGGCCCAGGAGGGGAGGGAAGCAUUGAAGUGCUUCCUGAGGCGUGACUGGCGGUGAGAGACUACUGUCAUUGGCGUGACACCGAAACAAAGAUAUGCCCAGCCUAAUUGGAUAUCAUUAAACUAUUGUCAGAAUUGUGGCCCUGACAAAGAAGAAAAAUAUGAAAAGAAUUAAGAAUAGAAUCAGGCUGUAAAUAAAUGAACUGAAUCCAGCCUUGCGUGUUAGGUAACAUAUAACCUGAAUCCAGGGACUGGGGGCUACGAGGCAGCCCCACUUGGGAACAGUGGGGUUGGAGUCUACAGUUGUAAAGUGAUCAUAAACCGGGGGUCCGGUGUCCUCAGUGUUGCAAAUAAAAUUGCCUUAGAUGUUGAUUGCUCCAGAGGUGUUUUGGUCAAAAUUUUUGGUUUCAUAUUAUCUACUAAGCGGAUGAGCUUGUUGGUUUGGGAUAAUCAAUUUGCUUGUGAUCACAGCCCCAAUUUGCUUGGAUGAUAAAACUCUCAUUUGGCCCUUACAUAUAAAAAUAAUGAACUAUCAUCAAGCCAGUGUGGCUCAGUGGAUUGAGUGUCAUCCCAUGGACUGAGGUCCUGGUUCGAUUCCCUGUCAGA